This is a messenger RNA of Ruditapes philippinarum (Manila clam), 5970 nucleotides long. RefSeq lists its product as uncharacterized. Bases 191 to 3094 code for a protein of 967 amino acids. NCBI's taxonomy places the organism in Eukaryota, Metazoa, Mollusca, Bivalvia, Venerida, Veneridae. The record is from RefSeq and is a predicted model, not a curated record. The transcript is spliced from 8 exons.
CUUGAUUUGAAUACACUACUUUCGGUUUCACAAUAUGUUGUUACAAAAAUGUUGUGCAAUUUGGUGUGUAAGAUCCUGGUACAUCUAGAAUAAAUAGGUCGUUAAAAAUAGAAAAUUAUUAUUAGAUAGAUAUUUGUGUCUAUGAAGACACUGAUGUGAAGAGGAAAAAGACGCAAACGAAAAAUACAGAAUGGAGACCAGUUCAUCUGAAGAAAUUAACAAUGUUGUAGGAGACGAUUUAUUGAGAGAUCUUAGUAACAAAAACAGAAAUGCAGAUGACAAUUCUGAAAGAUGCCUUACUAUGGACAACAAACCAGAUUGUACAAAAGAAAUCAAUGAAUCUGUUAACUCCCAGCCUGCUGAGGAAGGUUAUCAAAGUAAGGGAGGUAUACCAGAGGUUGAUAAAGGUGGAGUAGGUAUACCAAAGGGUGAUAAAGGUGGAGGAGGUAUACAAGAGGGUGAUAAUAGUGGAGGAAGUAUACCAGAGGGUGAUAAUAGUGGAGGAGGUAUACAUGAGGUUGAUAGAAGUGGAGGAGGUAUACCAGAGGGUGAUAAAGGUGGAGUAGGUAUACCAGAGGGUGAAAAUAGUGGAGGAGGUAUACCAGAGGCUGAUAAAGAGAAACAAAGUGAAACCCUGAGACAAAAAUCUGAUGAGGAUGCUCUCAUUCAAAAUAAAGAUUCACAUGAUAAUGGUUCAAAUAUUACACCUAACAUGAACAAUGACUUUGAUGGAAACCAGUAUUCUCAUGCAGUUGAAGUAAAAGAUACAUGUACAACAAUAUCAGUUCCAGGUAAUUUGAUGAUUAUUGAUGUUACUAGUACACCGUCAGAAAACUUGCAGGAUAGUGUACAAGAAAGGCAUGAAACUGGUCAGUCGGAAAGUAAAAUGAAAGAUGCUAGUAAACCUGCAGGUACUGCAAACGGUAAUAAAGUCCCAUCUAAGGAAAGGGAAGAUGCUCUUGCAGCUUUAAGGCAGGGACAAACUUAUGAUGAAGAGGAAGACUUUGAAGAAGAUUAUUUUGAUGUUGAGAAAUUUAACAAAGCCAGAGAGAAUUAUGUUUACUUUUGGAAAAAUUAUGAUAUUUACAGCCAGUGGCAUAGCUCAGUUUUCUACGUCAAUGGCAAGAAAUUUUGUAAUGCAGAGCAGUAUAUGAUGUUUAAGAAAGCAGAGUUAUUUGAAGAUAGAGAGAUUGCUAACCAAAUUUUGAAGUGCAAAGAUCCCAAGAAGAUAAAAGCUUUUGGGCGGAAAGUAAGGGGAUUUAAUCAGGAAAUAUGGCAACAGCAUUGUUUAUAUAUUGUCAAAGAAGGAAAUAGGGAAAAGUUUUUACAAAACAACGAUUAUCUGGCAGACCUACUAUUGACAUAUCCAAAAGUUCUUGUUGAAGCUAGUCCAUAUGAUACUAUAUGGGGUAUAGGGCUAACUGAAGACUCUCCGGAAGCUUGGGAUGAAAGCACAUGGCAAGGAUCAAACUAUUUAGGAUAUGUAAUUACUGAGGUUCGAGAUGAUAUAAUGGUGGAACGUGGUAUGAUUGAAGACGAAGACAGACAGAAGUAUAUAGAAACAUUGUUAGCAGCUUCAGGAUACGCAUAUGGGUAUGACAGCUACAUGGAGGGAGGCGAAGCAAGGCAAGGGCAUGCUGGACAUACAGGCGGAAAUACUGAGCAUGAUGAACACACAAAAGGUCAUGAUGCCAAAAAAGAAACAUACUUCCUGUUUGACAGGGGCAUUUUCAGUCAGUUUUACCCAAGUCACUUCGUGGUUGAUGAUGUAGAUUUUUCGUCUGCUGAACAAUAUAUGAUGUACAAGAAAGCAAUGUUGUUCAAUGAUGAUAAAGCUGCGAAGGAAAUUUUAGCUAAAACUGAGCCGAAAAAGAUCAAGAAAUUGGGUCGGCAAGUGAAAGGGUUUGAUGAAGAAAAAUGGCAGAAAGAGUGCCUUUAUAUUGUCAAGAAAGGAAACAUGGAAAAGUUUUCUCAAAAUGAAAAAUUGAGAAAAGCUAUUGUGACAACAUACCCAAAAGUUUUUGCUGAGGCAAAUCCUUACGAUAAAAUAUGGGGAAUUGGUCUGAAAAUCAGAGACCCAAAAGCAGACAAAAGACACACAUGGCAGGGGAGAAAUUUCCUUGGUUACAUUUUGACUGAAGUCCGCGAUGAACUUUUGAAUAAAUGGGGACUGCUAAAGGAGGAAAAAGUAUCGAAAUAUAUUGAGAAGCUACAAAAAGAUUGGGUUGAUGAUUUAACUAAAAAUGAUCCACACACCACCACACCAGAGACAGACUAUCCCAUGGAAGCCAAAGUUGACAGCUGGUGGGAAAAUAGUCAUGAAGAUCUAAAUCUAAGAAAUAAAGAUAAUUUCAGCACUGAACAUAAUGACAAUGGUAAAGAUGACAGGAAUACAAAACAUGCUGUUGAUCACAAAAAACAUAAUGAUGAUGUUCACCAUGGGAAUUAUUUCUCUAAACAUGUUGAUGACCAUACAAAACAUAAUGAUAAUAAUAAAGAGGACAACAAACAAUCCUCAAAACAAAGGGGUGACCAUCAACAUCAUGGGAGAAACUUCAAAAAGAAUGAAGACAUAAGGAAAGAAACUGGAGAUAGAAAUAAAUCAAGGACCAAAGAUAAAGAUAGUAAAGAGAAAAGAAAUCGUUCACCAUUGAGAAAUGAGACAGCAAUUCCUAAGACAGAUAACAAACGUUCUGUUGGUAAAGAAAAGGAUUCAUCGUUAAACAUAGGACAUAAACUAGCAACACAUGCUGAUAGAGAUAGUACAGUUAUGGAAAAAACUGUAAAAUCAAAUCAAGGUAAUAAAAAAGGAGAAAAUGUUCAGAAACAAAAUAAGGAUAACGGAAAGCAAGAAAUUGUUGUUGAAGACUUUGAUAUACGAGUUGUAAUGGCUGCUUAUUCAAGUAAUGAUCAGGUAAUAGACAAGAAACCUGAAUCAGCAUCAAAUAAAAAAGGAAGUAAGAAAGGACAGUCUCAGCAUGAUGACAAACAUUCAGAAGAGAUUCAUGAACCUUUAACUGAUAGAGCUGAAGGAAUGCCCUGCCAAGAUAAGUCUAGAAGAAGAAGGAAGAAUGCAAGUAAGAAAAGGAAAUGACUAAGACAUUGUUGUUGUUGUUGCUGUUGAUGAUAAUGAUUAUAUUUUCAAUGUUUCAAAAUAGCAAUAAUUAUUAUUUGCUGUCAACAAAUGUUCGGAUGAAUGGAUUAUGUUCACAUAUAAAUAUAUUACUAUAGUCUGACUUGAGCUAUUCAAUGGUUACUUCUGAGUAGUGGUCACUUGCCAACAACAGUCAUGCUAAUUCCCCAUGAAAAUCCCGAUUUAAAUGGCCAUGGAGAGUGGUCACUUGCUGUGUACAGCCAGCGGUCAAUUGAAUAGGCUUCCUUUUGGCCAUUUUGAACCCAAACAAUGGUCAGUGUCACUUUGUUGACAUCAUGAUGUGACAAGAUGUGAAUAAUUCAAUGAAUAACUCAAUGUUGCGUAUCAUUAAUUGAUAUUGCUUGUUUAGACACGCUUGAUUGUAACAUAUUCAAACUGACAAAACCUUUUGCUUUUAAUUGAUGGAUGUGCUCGUUUGAAUUUAAUUGAGUGAAACGAUUUUUUUUAUAAAUCAAGCAAGUACAAAGUGGAAGUUACAAUUGUAAUCAGCACUAGGAAACAAAACAAAAUGCUGUGAUUGGGAUUAAUAGAAGUGAUAUCUAAAAUGACCAUAAACAGUUAAUAUCAAGCUUUAUAUUCCUCAGUUAAAAAAUCAAAAUACACCAUAAGUUUCUGACAAGAAGUUUUUUCUGAAAAUUAGAUCUUUAAAUAGACUAAAUUGAUCGUGACCUUUACUCAUAAAUGACCUUGAGAAACAAAUUAUUUGAUUUCUCUUGAUUUUUGCUAUAACUGACUAUUACUUUGUUAUUUAUGAAUUGAUUGUCUUCAAACUUGAAGAAAACUUUAUUUUGGUCCUUGACUCAUAAUUAACCUGAAUCUUAUAGGUUCAAUUAUUGAAAAUUCACUGUUUCUUUCUAAAACUGAAAGAAUCAAGUUGAUUUUCUUCAUACACAACAAUCCUUUGAACAAGACAUUUCAGAAAAUCUUAAUUGACUGACCUUCAUUUGACCUUGCAAUUUAAGUUGACAUUGAAAUUUGCAUUUAUUCAUGGAUGUGAUUUAUGUAUUUUUAUGUAUAUUUAUUUACUUGGACAAAAGAGCACUUACGUGUACUACAAAACUUACAUGAUGAAUAAUUUAAAUAGGACUUUUAAAUGACAUUGAUUGUCAAGGACAAAUUAUUGAAUUAAGCAUAAAUUGUCCAUACCUUUGUUACAUUUUUUACAGAUUUGAUUCCUUCUUGGACAAAGGAAUACUUAUGACAAGACCGACUUGUUGAAUGCGUCAAAUAUGACAGUGACCUUCAAUUAUCCUUGACCAUCAAGAUCAAAUUAUUGUAUUUUGCUUAAAUUGUCAUAAUUGUUAUUUAUUUACUGAUCUGUUUCAUUCUUGGACAAAAGAACGCUAUACUGAUACGAUUAAUAGGUCAAAUAUGACUUUGGCACAUAAAUUACUUAGACUGUCAAGGUCAAAUUAUUGAAUUUAGCUCUGACUAUCAUCACUGUUAUGACAUGUUGAAUAUUUCAUGUAUGACAACCCUUAAAUGACCAAAUGUUUAAAUUGUCAUAGCUAUGUAAUUUAUGUAUGGAUUGGAUCAUGCUUGGACAACACCACAUAUGACACAAUAGAUGUGUAGUGACCUCACAAUGAUCUUAAUUGUCAAUGUAGAAUUAUUGAAUUUUGCCUAAAUGAUCAUUUGAUAAUGUUUAUACAGGUUUGAUUUUUAACAGUACAAUAUACACACUUAUUGCAAAAUUGACUUAAGUUACUUUUCAAGGUUGACAUUGACCUCAAAAUAACCUUAUCUGUUUUUCAGGGUGUGAGAAUUCUUUGCUUCAAUUUUGUUCCUCAGGUGUUUUGAUUUAGAAAUAAAAAAAGUAAAGCUUGAACCCCCCCCCCUCCCCCCCAAAAAAAAAACCUUGCAUAGAAGUGGUAGAAGUGGCUCUAUUUAGCUCACCUACCACAAAGUGACAUUGUGAGCUUUCGUGAUCGCAAUUCGUCCAGUCUGCGUCCAUCUGUCUAUCUGUCAUCAGUCCGUCCUUAAACUUUUACUAUAAAUGACAUCAUAUAAACCUUUCAGCAUAUUUCAUCCAAACUUUACAGGAAUGUUUCUUGGGUGGUCACCAUUGAAAAUCGUUCAAAGAAUUGAAUUCCAUGCAGAACUCCGGUUGACAUAGCAAUGGAAAGAAAAAAAAUAAAAAAUCUUCUUUUAAAAACCCAAUUCAAAGUGCUAAAGCUUAGAUUUUCAGCAUGAAACAUCUUCUAGUGGAUUUCUACAAAUUUUGUUAAAUAAAAGCCCUGGGGUCAAAAUUGGCCCUGCCCAAAGGUGUAAUUGAUUUUCCUUAUAUGUAUACUGUAAAAAAAUUGAAAAAAAAAUCUUCUCUUAAUCUACAAGAGCUAAAUCUUAGUUUCCAUAGCAACCAGUGACUUCAUAGCAGCCAUUGACUUUCCAUAGAAAACUGUAAAUUUUUAAAGCAAACUUUAACUCUCCAAAGCAACGAUUGAAUCUACCAUUCAAUUUCAGAGCAGGCACUGACUUCCAAAGAAACCAUUUAUUUUGUAUAGCAAGCAGUGACAUCUUAAACUGUAGUUUUCCCUUAGAAAUAGCAACAGGGUAAGAUUUUACAAGUACACUAUUUCAGAUACAAAAAUGAACUUUGUGAUAUCAGUCAAAGAUCUAGAUUUUAUUUAUGCUUUCAUUUAUAGUUUUCAAUAUCACUUGUUCUUUGUCAUGUCGAAUAUUUAUAUUCAGGUGCGCGAUAUUCGGGCCAUCAUGGCCCUCUUGUUUCUGGUAUAUAUAUUUUUCUUUUUGAUUGUCUUUGUUAUGUUUUUGUUGGUAUGUAUGGCUAGUAAAAGACAUUAAAAUUACAAACUAUA